Molecule: messenger RNA, 1593 nt
Organism: Humulus lupulus (European hop)
Lineage: Eukaryota; Viridiplantae; Streptophyta; Magnoliopsida; Rosales; Cannabaceae
Product: gibberellin 2-beta-dioxygenase 2
Exons: 3
Coding region: 168-1223 (351 amino acids)
Biological process (GO): response to light stimulus; gibberellin catabolic process
Source: RefSeq, a predicted model, not a curated record
GCUGAGACCCUGACCAUGUCCAAUAUUGCCUCUUCGCAACUCUCUCCCAUUCUCUAAAAAAAACACCAAACUCAAAUUCUCUUCUCUUUCUUUUUUUCUUUUCUUUUCUUUCUGUUUAUUACGAGUUACAUAUUAAUAUAUAUACACUAUAUAUUUUAAUAUCAAGAAUGGGACUUCCACCAGUUGUGAGGACGAAGAAAACGAAGGCGGUUGGGAUUCCGACGGUUGAUCUGUCGAAGGGUGACAGGUCAUCAACAAUGCUUGCGGAAGCCAUAGUCAAAGCAGGUGAGGAAUAUGGUUUCUUCAAGGUGGUCAACCAUGGCGUCUCCAAACAUGUCAUUUCCAGAUUGGAAGAACAAGGCAGUGACUUCUUUGCCAAACCCUCCACCGAGAAAAAAAGAGCCGGCCCAGCUACUCCUUUCGGCUAUGGCUGCAAAAACAUUGGCCCCAAUGGCGACAUGGGCGAGCUCGAGUAUCUUCUCCUCCAUACUAAUCCUCACUCCAUUUCUGACACAUCCAAAUCCAUCUCCAAUGACCCAACUUCAUUCAGCUAUGCGGUGAGUGAUUAUACCGAAGCAAUAAGGGACUUGGCUUGUGAUAUUCUUGAUCUGGUGGGGGAGGGCCUAUGGAUAUCCGACAAGUUCAGCUUUAGCAGGCUAAUCAGAGACGUUGAUAGUGACUCACUGCUUAGGCUAAAUCACUAUCCCCCUGUGAAGGAGCGGGACCCAUCUUCCUUCAACCUAUACCCACCAGGUGCUAAUAACCCUAUUGGUUUUGGAGAGCAUUCUGACCCUCAGAUCUUGACCAUCUUGAGAUCCAAUGACGUGGCAGGCCUCCAGAUCUCCUUGCAUGAUGAUGGCUUCUGGCUCCCUGUUCCUCCUGACCCCAAUAACUUCUAUGUCUUUGUUGGUGAUGCCUUGCAGGCUUUGACGAAUGGGAGACUGAGGAGUGUAAGGCAUAGGGCGCUAGUGAACACAGCAAAACCAAGAAUGUCGAUGGUGUACUUUGGUGCACCACCUAUAAAUGCAUGGAUCGCACCACUGCCUGAGUUGGUCUCGGGAGAGAAGCCCAGUCUAUACAAGCCCUUUACUUGGGCCCAAUACAAGAAAGCAGCCUACUCUCUCCGACUAGGGGAUUCUCGCCUUGACCUAUUCAAGAUUAAUCAUAAUAAUAAUCAUUCAGAUAUGUUACCUUCAUCCCCAGGAGGACUAUUACUCCAAUGAAGAUUAGUCAUUAUAGUAAUUAUAAUCGUAUAGAAGUUGUUUGUAGGGAGGAGCAAUGAGUUACGUCAUUGUAUAUAGGCCACAAGUUGUAAAGGCCCUUUCAUUGCCUCUCGAUCUAGGGAGGAUUUUUUUCUUCUUCUUCUUCACAUUAUUAUAUAUUACAUAUUAUAUAAAUAGGGUUGUUGUGAGUUGGUAAAAAGGUAAAAAGUUAGAGAAUUUCAAGUUAGGAAGAAGUUAUUUGCAAGGUUAUAAUAUAUUCACAUGAAUAGUUAGUUGUACUUGUUUUUAGGUAUGUAUGUAAGGGAAAUGAUUGUGUAUUGGGGUGUAAGUUAUUGGUAGAAAUUUCAGUGGAAAAAUUCUUUUGGGUCAA